AUGGACCCGAGCCACGAAGACCUCAUCGCUCAGUUCAGUGGCAUCACAGGAGCAUCGCCUGCAACCGUAAGUCUGGAACGAACCCUGCCUACCCCACAUCCGUCACCUUUCCAUACCUUCGACACCUUUCUGUCUUGCACCAACUCUCUCAGUCAUCGCCAUCUAACGAGACAUCAUCUCAGGNCACAAACCGCCCUCACUUCAUCCGACUGGGACAUUGAACAAGCCGUCACUCUCUACUUCGCCUCCCAAGACGCUCCUGCCGAAGACAGCGACGACUCAAUAGAAGACGCCGCCGCUCCAUCCCUGCCUUCGACGACCCCUGCCCACAACCCUCCCUCGUCCUCAACCAACCGUCCUCCACCCAACAACCGCAACAACAUGGUGCGCACCUUCCGUGACCUCCAGAACGACGAAGACCGCGGCGACGAUGACCACAGCGAUCACGAUCCCCAGCAGGACUUUUUCGCUGGAGGCGAGAAGUCCGGUCUAGCUGUCCAGGACCCUAACAGACGCCCUCAAGACCAUUUCAGCAACAUCUUGAACCAAGCCAAAGACACCUGCCNNCAGUCCAGCGCCUUCCAAGGCCGCGCCCAAACUCUUGGAGGCGACGACGCUCCUUCGCGUGUGAUCGAAGACCCCAACGCUGUUGCCGCACCUACAAACGCCAGACCCUCGCUACCUCGUGUGAGCCGCACACUUCACCUCUGGCAGGACGGCUUCAGUAUCGACGACGGCGAGUUGCACCGCUUUGACGACCCGAGAAAUGCUCCCGUCCUCGCCCUCAUCAACCAAGGCCGUGCCCCACUUGCCUUGCUCGAUGUCCAGCCAGGCCAGGAAGUCGACCUUCAGCUAGAUCCUCACAAGGACGAGAAGUACGUCCAGCCAAAGAAGAAGUACAAGCCUUUCGGCGGUUCCGGUCAGCGUUUAGGUUCUCCUACUCCUGGCCCAUCUGGCUCUACACCCGCACCUGCAGCUGCAGCUUCAUCCUCCACAUCUUCAGCACCCGCAUCGUCAGCGCCAAAGGUUGACAUUGACGAGGCACAGCCCACCGUGCAGCUUCAGAUCCGUCUCGGUGACGGCACACGCCUGGUCUCACGUUUCAACACCUCGCAUACGGUUGGGGACAUCUACAACUUCGUCACAGCCAGCAGUACCGCCAGCCAGAGCAGAGCCUUCACUCUCAUGACCACCUUCCCCAACAAGGACCUGGAAGACAAGAGCGCCAAGUUGGAGGACCUGCCUGAACUCAAGCGCGGUGGCGUUGUCGUCCAAAAGUGGAACUAG
This is a messenger RNA of Aureobasidium vineae, 1287 nucleotides long. NCBI's taxonomy places the organism in Eukaryota, Fungi, Ascomycota, Dothideomycetes, Dothideales, Saccotheciaceae. The record is from the annotation of a GenBank genome assembly.